Molecule: messenger RNA, 378 nt
Organism: Salvia miltiorrhiza (redroot sage)
Lineage: Eukaryota; Viridiplantae; Streptophyta; Magnoliopsida; Lamiales; Lamiaceae
Product: protein SOB FIVE-LIKE 1-like
Exons: 1
Coding region: 1-378 (125 amino acids)
Biological process (GO): cytokinin biosynthetic process
Source: RefSeq, a predicted model, not a curated record
AUGGAUCCUCCUAAAAUAGGCAGCGAGGAAUGCAGCAGCAGCGAAUCCGGCUGGACGACAUACAUAGCCUCACCCGACCUCGAGCACGACUAUGCUGAUCACAACGAAGACGAAGAUGAUGAGGACGACGCCACCAUAGCCCGGAAAGGGUUAAAAAAAGUCGAGCAACAAGAAGCAGCAGCGGAUAGCGAUGACUCCAUGGCUUCCGAUGCAUCCUCUGGUCCUAGCGAUCAAUAUGGAUAUCUCGGGAGAAGCCACCAUGCAGGGACCAAUAAUCAAAGAAACUCGGCUGCCAAGAAACACCAAGGGAAGAAGAAACAGAUAAAACAAGAAAAGGACAAAUCGCCCAACACUGCAGGAAGAUUGAAGAAAUUUUAG